UUGCUCUGGUCCAGUGUCCAGUGUCCACAGGCUCCCGAGCCUCACUUCUCUUCGUCCUCCUUCCCUUCCCAGCCCAUUUCUCCAUUUUUUCUCCAGCGAAUCUCCUCACUUAACUACUCCCUAUAUGCAAGAAUCUCACAACUGUCAUCCACAUUGCCUCUCCUAGAAAAUUAAUUCCUGAAACACCAAAAAAUAAAAGGAAACAGAUUAGCCUAGACCAGAUCUGUUUGACAGAAAAUUCCAGUAUCCUACCUGCUCAUUCAUCACAUAUGGUAUACGUUAAAACUAUCUGUAGUUCUAUGUAUGCAUAGAUCUUGGGCUUAGAAUUGCCAAAAUUGAGAGUAUCGAAUUGAACUGGGAAAAGGGAAAGAAAAAGAAAGAAAAAAAGCCUUGUAUUAUAUUUAAGGUUUAGAGAAUGGUGUUUUGGGAGGCGUAUGUGAGUGAUGAAUCAAUGGGGACAUUUGCUCCAAUAGUGGUGUAUUGGCUGUAUGCUGGGUUUUACCAGCUGCUUCCACCUCUAGACAAGUAUAGGUUGCAUACUAGAAAGGAGGAAGAUGAGAAGAAUUUGGUGCCUUUGGGGUCAGUUAUUAAAGGUGUCCUUUUGCAACAGCUGGUUCAGGCUGUAGUUGCAGAAUUGCUUUUUCGGUUGACCUCAAAUAUGAAUUCAUCUGGAAUCAUAGUUCAGCCUUCAAUUUUUAUCCAGAUUGUGCAGAUAAUCAUUGCAAUGCUGGUUAUGGACACAUGGCAAUAUUUUGUGCACCGGUACAUGCACCAGAACUUGUUUCUAUACCGACAUAUCCAUUCCCAACACCAUAGGCUGGUUGUCCCUUAUGCCAUUGGGGCCCUGUACAAUCACCCACUUGAAGGUCUUUUAUUAGACACAUUUGGUGGUGCUAUUUCCUUUCUCAUCUCAGGAAUGACUGCAAGAACUGCUGUGAUAUUCUUCUGCUUCGCUGUAGUGAAAACUGUGGAUGAUCAUUGUGGACUAUGGCUUCCUGGUAAUAUUUUCCAUCUACUUUUCCAAAACAAUACUGCAUACCAUGAUAUUCAUCAUCAACUCCAAGGCACAAAGUUCAACUACUCUCAGCCAUUCUUUCCCAUCUGGGACAAGCUUCUAGGAACAUACGUGCCAUACAGACUUGUCAAGCGACCUGAAGGGGGUUUUGAGGCCAGACUGAUCAAAGACUGAUUGCAUCAUUUAUUCAGUUUGUUAUGGUAAAAAGCUUGCACAAUUUGGACCGUGCGACAACCUUGUAAAGGCUGCCUAGAUGGUUUCUAAGACAAUUUAUUUGAGCUCAAUUGAAGCUGCCAGCUCUUAUGCAGUGAUUUUGUUUAUUCCUUUUCCCAUCUCUUAGACUAAUUCCCUUCUGCAUAGAUUUUCAGUUCAAGUUCACUAACCUACCUUUAAAGUUGUAUGUUUAUCCCUGAAGCAUGUGUUGUGCAGUAUUAGUUGUUCCAUCAUUCAUAACUUGCUCGUACUCUGGCAGGUUGACAAUUCUAUAUUGCAGUUUGGUAUUCGUAGGACCUUUCCUUGCAGAGGCAGGAACUGUAACUAGAAAGGCUGAUGAUAGUUACAUUAGAUGUAAUUGUGGUGUUUGCCUUUUAAUCGCAAAUAUAUAUUUUUUCAUUUUUUUC
This is a messenger RNA of Coffea eugenioides, 1635 nucleotides long. RefSeq names its product sphinganine C4-monooxygenase 1-like. Gene Ontology annotation, biological process: lipid biosynthetic process. The record is from RefSeq and is a predicted model, not a curated record. Gene Ontology annotation, molecular function: oxidoreductase activity; iron ion binding. Lineage: Eukaryota; Viridiplantae; Streptophyta; Magnoliopsida; Gentianales; Rubiaceae. The transcript has 3 exons. Bases 416 to 1189 code for a protein of 257 amino acids.